GCCGAGGAGUCACUUAAUUAUGGACCCUUUGCACCCAGCACUAAAUAUUUCGUGGGAAUUCACCUUCUAUUCUUCAUUCAUUUGGCGUCGAAUUCUCCAAGACACUAGACAGAUAACUUUGAAGCAGAAAGGUACUAGGGUAUCCACCUGUCCACUUAUUAAAAAAAGAAGAAUGCCUGCCACAUGCAAUUGCACAGAAAGUGGAAAAUGCCAAUGCGUGGAAUUUCAGUCCUGUCCGCCCAGCGUCUGUAAAUGUGGACCCGGAUGUAAAUGUGGAGCUGGGUGCACGUGCACUGGAUGUCAGCUGAAAUGCAGCUGUAGUGGUAAUUGUGCAUGUGGACAAGGCUGCACCGGACCUGAAUCUUGCAAAUGCGCAAAUGUCUGUAGCUGCAAAAAGUGACGAAAUAUAAUGUACAUGUAGUCAUGUGGUCUCAGGAAUAUCUUUUGUGUCACAGCCAAAGAACAAAAUAAGUUUUACAUUUUAAAUUGGAUAACUAAAUAAAUUGAUUUUCAAGUUUCA
Saccostrea cuccullata (small rock oyster) is the source of this 520-nucleotide messenger RNA. RefSeq names its product metallothionein-like. The transcript is spliced from 4 exons. The record is from RefSeq and is a predicted model, not a curated record. NCBI's taxonomy places the organism in Eukaryota, Metazoa, Mollusca, Bivalvia, Ostreida, Ostreidae. The coding region runs from base 20 to 400 and encodes 126 amino acids. Gene Ontology annotation, molecular function: metal ion binding.